GAAUGACUGAACGUGGACGUUGCUCACGCUACAGACCCCUAUGGCUUUAAGAACGGCUUCCUAGUCGCUUCGCCUAUCACAUGAUUUUUGUCCUGUGACUGAAAACGCGUCAGCAGAAACAAACACAGGCUAUUUCCGCAUAGGACACAUCGAAGCAGAAGGGGAAUACCUCCAGUAAUAUGGACAGCAAACCUCUGGUGCAAGACAGACCGCCUGCUUACAGCGUCGCCCCUGGGGGGUAUGAAUACGGGCAGCAGCCUCAGCAUAACUAUGGAGCGAUCCGCACGCCUGGCCCGCCGCCGCCGGGCUAUCAGCCGCCUCUUCUGCCGUAUCAGUGUCCCAGCGGGUCAGCGUGCCCACAGCUGCCAUCUAUUGGCCAGCAACCGAGUUACACCAACACGUACACGAUCAUCCAACCCUCUGUAGUGGUGGUGGGUGGAUGUCCGGCUUGCAGAGUUGGCGUGCUGGAGGACGACUUCACUUGCUUAGGACUCCUGUGUGCUAUAUUCUUCUUUCCCAUUGGGAUCAUCUUCUGCUUUGCGCUGCGCCAGAGGCGAUGUCCAAACUGUGGCGCCACCUUUGGGUAGAGGGACCAAACUGCGGCUUGGGCAUUUCACAGAUUUUUUUUUUCCUUUUCUCCUUUUCAUCUUCUACUACACAGACACUGCCGUAUGUUUCCCAGAGAUUCAAAGCAGUAUGAUCAAGCAGUUUAAGAUGAGCAAUGUGUCACCAGAAGUCUGUAUUUAGAUUAAAAUUACCUGUCAAAUUCCUAGCUGCUUGUCACUCUGUUUUGGUGCUUUAGUUACACUGAAUCAUUCUCUUCCCCAUCACAGCUUAGCAGAAAUAAUGUGGGAUAAAAAGUACAUUUCAGAAAUGAUUUAAUCCACCUUAAGAAUAAAUGUAUAAACUUUCAGCUGGCUGUGGAUGGAAGGAAUUCUGGAAGGAUUGUUUUUUUUUUCCCCCCUGUGAUUCUUCUGUUGCUAUGGCAACCUUCACUCUGUGUUUUCCACGUUUGAAGGGAUCAGUACCGCUUGCUGUACUCGGUUGGGGUUGGUCGUGGCAUGUCUGCCUGUGUCUGUCAUCCUUCAGCCCAGCUGGGUUGCUUUGUGCCCAAAUGCCAUGAGAUUGUUGAGCCAAAAUGAGAAAGAGACCAAAUCUCGCAGAGCGGCUUUCAGCCUCCGUCCCGUCAGUUUCCUUCUGUACGUCGCUGCUAGGGCCUCGCUGCUGUGCACUAUCCCUCCUCAGGAUCACAUGGUUGUGAUGUUUUUGUUUUCCAGACAAUCACACAGCAGUUAACCUCCUCUCUGGAGUCAUUCUGAGUUCAUGAGUACUCCUCUGUUCCAUAAUACCUCUAGAUGCAAUAUGUAAUUACAUUUAUCACCCUGUAAGCAAAGUACACACUCUUAUGAAUGUAAUCCUGUUUAUAUGAAUGUAAAUAUAAUAAAGUGAAAUUUGUAUCCACAGCCUUCA
This is a messenger RNA of Brienomyrus brachyistius, 1470 nucleotides long. Its product is annotated as brain protein I3-like. The record is from RefSeq and is a predicted model, not a curated record. The coding region runs from base 180 to 587 and encodes 135 amino acids. The transcript is spliced from 4 exons. NCBI's taxonomy places the organism in Eukaryota, Metazoa, Chordata, Actinopteri, Osteoglossiformes, Mormyridae.